AUGUCACGCUACAAUUCCCAUAGACCCAGCCACGUCAUGGCCUCCGACGACGAGGGCGAUGAGCUCUCGCCCUGGCCCUUCCCUAUCUCAUCACCUUCGCCUCAGGCCGCAACCACGAUACUCUCCACGCGCACCCUGCGCUCGCACCGGACCCGGGCCCAGAGCAAGCCACAGGUCCCACAAGUCAAAGCGCAAGUCACCCAGCCCCAGCCGGCGGCAUCAGCCAGGGGGCCCAAGCGCUCAAGGCCGACGCCACGCAGGGCAAACAAGCAUGCAUCAGAGACGACCAACCCCGCAGCUACAACAGACACCCGAAGCCGCCGGAGCAAGCGCCCUCGCACCCCUACCCCUCUGGAGGAGAACUCUGAGGAUGAUGAGGGCGAGCGAGAGCGAGAGCGGGAUCACGAAGCUGAAGAACCUCGCCCCCUUUCUCGCCACCGCUCUAGGUCGCGUUCUCUCUCCGUCAUCCCUACCGUCGACAUGCCGCCUCUCACGCACCCGGCCCCGGAUGAUUCUGCCGUUCGCGCUCUCGGUCUUCUACAGUCGUCACGCCCCGGUGCUGCUGCCCUCUCGCUCAACCGUGACCAUCUGAUCCGCAUGCGCGAGGGGCACUUUGCCCGCGCACGGCCCACCCGGAAGAAGGACAAGAACCGUGACUGGAAGAAUCUUACCAUGUCCGAAGCUGCGUGGACGCGCCUAGAGGAGAUAGGUUGUGUGACCAAGGGUCGCUCCUGGACGGCACAUGAAGGCUACGACGACGAUGGAAACCCCGUCAAGCCGGACCUUCCUUAUGUCAUAUUGACCAAGCUCGUUAUCGCGUCUUCACCCCGCAAAAUGCUCACUCUCAACCAGAACUCUAUCCGACACAAUCUCUCCAUGAACCCGGCCUUUGUCAACGUCGAACGCCCCCUAAGCGAAGGAGGUUUGGGAACUGGCAAGGGUGGCUACUGGAAGGUAUCAGAGGACACCACGACGUCUCACCGCGGGCGAGGCAAGAAGCCCCGUUUAGAGGCGCCUGCGGAUGGACGCAUAGCCGUUGACCUGCGCAGCCCAGCGGGUCUUCCCACAGGCAACGGACCACUGUUGGAAACGUAUCCACCGCGUCCCCUGGUCCACAUGCAGGCGUCAUUCGGCCCUUACCCAGGCUCCGCGCAUCUGUCUCCCGUCGCCUACGCCCCACCGACCAUCACAGACCGCUCCUCAGUGUAUUCACACGGCAGACAGCAUUACCCGGAGCACGGCGACAGCAACGCGGCAUUCGCAACCAUCAACAACGAUUCCAGAGUCUUCCUCUCUCCGCUCGCCGAGCCCGGACGCAACACAACGCACGACAAGCCUUGA
This is a messenger RNA of Cutaneotrichosporon cavernicola, 1341 nucleotides long. RefSeq lists its product as uncharacterized. Lineage: Eukaryota; Fungi; Basidiomycota; Tremellomycetes; Trichosporonales; Trichosporonaceae. The record is from RefSeq and is a predicted model, not a curated record. Gene Ontology annotation, molecular function: RNA polymerase II cis-regulatory region sequence-specific DNA binding; DNA-binding transcription factor activity, RNA polymerase II-specific. The transcript is spliced from 5 exons. Bases 1 to 1341 code for a protein of 446 amino acids. Gene Ontology annotation, biological process: regulation of transcription by RNA polymerase II.